AUGCACCCGAACCGCUGUAUUCUGCAACAAGGCGGCGAUGGCUUGCGACGGUUCUUGCGGUCGUUGUGGAAGAGAGCUGUCAAGAGAGAGCUACUGGAGGGCGUGCUCAAGGUCGUCGUGUGGUCGUUCUUCGCCGAGAGGCUGCUGCAGUCGGCUCUGGUGGGGUGGGGGCUGUCCGGCCGCGUGGGUCCGGUGGAGCAGCUUGGCGGCACCCUUAUGGAAGCGAACCCGUCCGAUGCACGUUUCGCGGAGACUAGGGCGGUGCUGAAAGGGGUCAGGGUGGGGAGGGACACGCUGCACCUCAACACCGCCCGAGCAUCGCCGGAAAUGUUCACAAAGAAAGGUGGGUAA
Messenger RNA from Ectocarpus siliculosus, 351 nucleotides. Lineage: Eukaryota; Phaeophyceae; Ectocarpales; Ectocarpaceae. The record is from the annotation of a GenBank genome assembly.